AUGGCGCCCGGAGACAAGGCUAAGGCGAAGUUCUUCGCCAUCAUCGAAGACCCGAAGCGAUACGACACGACUUGCUACAAGAACAGGCCCAUGGCGACUCGAACCCCGUCCGGGGGUUCCGACUUGACGAACGUCGUCAGUCGCCGAGAGAGUACGAGCAGUACGGGCUCGAAUAACCAGCGGACCGGCGUUAGAAACAUGCUCAAGAACUGGAUGAAUCGUCCGGCAUACUGA
Messenger RNA from Colletotrichum karsti, 234 nucleotides. RefSeq lists its product as uncharacterized. The record is from RefSeq and is a predicted model, not a curated record. Bases 1 to 234 code for a protein of 77 amino acids. Lineage: Eukaryota; Fungi; Ascomycota; Sordariomycetes; Glomerellales; Glomerellaceae. The transcript is spliced from 2 exons.